CUUGAUAUCAGUGAUGUAUCGCCGACCCUGAAUCUGUAACACUCUGUCUCAGAUGUUAUCUCCUGUUUCCAAGAUGGCGUCGUGUUGUGAAACUGUCCUCCUGUUCAUUGCACUUGUUUCUAUCGGAUCCGUGUGUACAAAGACACCAGAGCAAUGGGUGUUCGAAGAGAACUGUGGUGGUAUCAUGAGUUUUUCCGAGAGUGUGAUAUUGUUCGCCUCCGACCUGCAUUUUGUGGAGCAAUGUAACCUCGUCAUUCAGAGCAGCUUGGAAAACGAAAGGCUCCUCAUCGACAUCACCGUGUUAGACCUCGUGGACAGCUGCGCCAACACCAGCCUGGACAUCCUAGAUGGAAAUGGAAACAGCAUUGCAGGUCCUCUAUGUAAGGAGGAUAAGGCCCAAGUCUUCAAAGCACCGGGCAACAUUGCUCAAUUUGAUUACAAAAGUAACUCUCCAAACACUGAGGGGAAAUCAUUGUCAAUCAUCAUGACUGCGUUCAACAUGGGGAUUGAAGGGUCGUGUUCCGAGCUUGACUUCCAGUGUGACAACAAACUUUGCAUCCCGAAGGAUUUGGUCUGCAAUAACUACAACGAGUGUUCUGAUAAUUCCGAUGAAACAGCUGUUUGUAAUUCAACUCUAACCUCGACAACUCCGCUCUCGACAUCUUCUACUUCCUCGACACCUACUUCUUCCUCGACGCCUACUUCUUCCUCGACAGCAACUUCUGCCUCGACACCUACUUCUUCGUCAACUCUGUCAUCGCCAAAACCGACAUCGGCAUCUGCUUCUUCUUCGACAGCAGCUUCUUCCUCGGCAGCAACUUCUGCCUCGACAUCGACUCCUUCGUCUACCCUGUCCCCGCCGAGACCGACAUCGGCAUCUCCGCCUGCGACUUCCCCACUAACACAGAUAUGUAUUGUGGGCCUAACUACGGCAUCGAUUGUUGUCAAGAUGAAUUUUUACUGACUGUCCGGCUUGACAUUACCGUUGCAAGGAUAAUAAUGAAAUUGAUCACUGUUGCCUUGCCUUAAGAGUACAAAUGUUAUCAGAGUUGUGAUGUAUUUUGGCCUCAUUAACACAGAGAUCAUGACUGUUCACUAUUCGCCCCUGAUCACUACGAAGUUGCACUCACAGUGACAUCUUGUUAAACAGGAAGCCUCCCAUUCUGAACGAUUCCUUUUGGGAACUCGACAUAGCCAAAAGGAAAAUACUCCUUCUGAAUCGUUAAUCCGACUAAGAAACCGGCCAUUUGAUAUUGGGGGUGCUGGGUGGGGGAAUUUGUAUAGAGGAUCCGUGAAGAUCCGGAGUAGAAUAGGUCUUCAGCAACCCAUGCUUGCCGUAAAAGGCGACUAUGCUUGUCGUCAAAGGAGACUAACGGGAUCGGUAGGUCAGGCUGCUGGCUUGGUUGAUACA
Molecule: messenger RNA, 1411 nt
Organism: Haliotis rufescens (red abalone)
Lineage: Eukaryota; Metazoa; Mollusca; Gastropoda; Lepetellida; Haliotidae
Exons: 4
Coding region: 53-964 (303 amino acids)
Molecular function (GO): protein binding
Source: RefSeq, a predicted model, not a curated record